Messenger RNA from Gryllus bimaculatus (two-spotted cricket), 3858 nucleotides. The record is from the annotation of a GenBank genome assembly. Lineage: Eukaryota; Metazoa; Arthropoda; Insecta; Orthoptera; Gryllidae.
GUUCGACUCCUUGAAACCGCAACGGGGUCAUUCGUUGUGGUGAGGACUGAAAGGCUAGGUCGGGCUGCGCGCCUUCCUAUAAGAACAACUUGGCCAGCGCACGUCGAACGAAUCUACUGGCAUGCAGCGCGUACAUUUGGCUCGAGAAAUAGAGAUGUGGCUCUGAAACUAUUAGAAAGUGCCAACUGCUUUCCGUCUGAAGUUCUGUUCGCUCAUCAAGACAUAAUGUUGCCAAGUAUUGGAAGCUUCAAGGACAUUUCCUGCCCGUUUUUCGACGAGGGUCUUUGUGUACGACCUUUUUGCCAUUUUCGGCACCUAAGAAAAGGAUUCUCCGAACACCGUUCACUACUCGAGGAAGACGUUUCUGUUAUUUCAACACUCUCUGGUGAGGAAAAUGAUAACAUUGAUCGACAUUUAACUUCUGAAGCAGACAGAAAAAAUAUAGUGGAAACUGAUUUGCAAGGAACUAUGGUGUGUCAAAGUCGAUCAAGCGAUGUAGAAAGUGAUUCAGAAAAUUGUGCAAAGAAAGAGGAAGAAGUUCCUCCUUCAGCCUUCAUUUCUCGGAAGUCUCAAAAUGUCCCCGAAUAUAAACCAACUCCCAUCUCUGUUCUGAAAAAUCGCCAUAUACCUGUAGUAUAUCCGUCGAGUCUAUUCAAAAGUACCACUAGAUUAAAGAGGAAGUCUGAUAGUAUUGAAUCUUUUUUACAAACAAAAUUGAAGAAAGACUGCAAAAUUAAUUGUGAAACGUCUAUUAAGUUUUCGUCAUUAUUUGAAAAUGUUUUUGAACAAAGAAAUGUCUUGGGUGUUAAUCGAGAUGGCAUUUUGAAUACACAUCCAGCAACAGCUCAGAGUGUGAAAGGAGAAAUUGAAGACAUUCCCAGUGAAGGAUGUUUUACACAAAAUUCCAAUACUCCAUCUGCACCUAUUAUAUACGUUCCCUCUCCUGCAGAAUAUAAUGAUUCAGAAGAAACAGUGAAACCAAUUUAUGAAUUCCUUUGCAAUCCCAGUUCUGCUGGGGAUAUUUCUUCUUACCGAUCAAGUCCAUUAAAUUGCAUAGAACAAGAAUAUGAGUCUUUCUAUUGCAAGAAAAAUAUCCAAGAACAUAUGACAAAUGAUGUAUCAAAGUGUGGAGAUUUAUCCAAAAUAAACUUGAAUUUUAGCGCAGGCAUUCUAAAUGACGCCGAUGAUAAAUUAAAUUGCAGUAACCUCAUAACGGUAGAAGAAAGGAAAGAAAUCAGUAAUGAUGAGCAGAUUAAGCAUUCAGAAUGUUAUAAAAACUUUUCACUCACUGUUGUAAGUGAAAUGAAUGUUAUUAAAGAACCAAUGGAAUAUAAUAAAAAGGAACUGGGCAAUGGCGGAAAGGACAGUAAAGAUAAGAAGGAAAAUAAAAUUAAAAGGAAAGGGGAUAGCAAAAAGGAAAGUGAUGAACGGUAUUGCAACAAAAAAAGAACUAGCGAUUACAAACUUCAACAUGCCAGUUCAGUUAUCAGAAAAUGUGUCAAAGAAUCUAAUGCUAGAAAAGAUGGUCAAUAUAAAGAUAAUAGAAGAAAAGAUAAGCGUAAAGAAAGUAGACGAAAGAGUGAAGACACAAUAAAAGCACAGAGAAAACGUACAAAUUGUGAAAACGGAGACACAGUGAAAAAUAACUCAUGUGUCAAUUUUGAUAGUUCAAAGAAGUUAUGUGGUCACAAAAAUCAUAGUAAGGAUCGUUACAGCUACAAAAGUGAUGCUCACAAAACUAACAGUUCUCAUAAAAUUGUAGGAGAAAAGUCUUUAAGAAUUGAAGAAAAUUCCAAAUCUGAUAAUCAUAAUACUAAACGUAAAUCUACUUCACUUUGUCCUGUAGAUAGUAAGAAAAUGAUGUCUGAUCUUGAGGUCAUAUCAGAAUCCGAAAGGAGACAGGAAAAUAAAAAUACUGAUGAACCAGAUGGUACUUCAUUGAUGUACAAUGGGGCGACCGACACAUAUAUUCCAUAUGACUCUGCAUCCACUGACAAAUGGGCCUGCUCAGAUGAAAAUGAAUGUACCAAACAAAGCUACACGUUUGAAGAAUCUCAGUCAAAUCUUGCUGAAAAUAAACCAGAGCAUAAUUCACAGCAGGCCGAAGAUGAAACGUAUGUGUUUGGGAGACGCCGAAUAGCUCACGAUGGUGCCCAGGAUAGGAAGCUUCUGUUACCACCUACAAGACGCCACAAUGUGCCUCAUCCAUCUCAAACGCUAUCAGAGCGCUACCAGAAAGUUAGGGAGACCCACAAUUCUGUUCAGACUAUUGUUCAAGGCCAGACUUGGGCACAAGCAGAUGCAUUCACUCACUCACAGUCCAUUCUCGACUGCCCUUCAUCCAUGAACCAGGAAGAUGUGAUAUCUUCUGACUCUCAAUCUAAGAACACCACUCUUUCUUCUGCGGGAAAGAGACGUAUUGCACAUGUACCGAAUGUGUCAAGACUGUUAGAUGCGAAACGGAAAUUGCUGCAGAAAUUGAACUCGACCUCAGAAUCAUCUAAAAUCCCACGUGAUUCCACAAAUGUACAAACAUUGCCAAAAGGUGUACAACUUAUUGCUCAUGUUCCAUUAAAUACAGUGUUGGCUCGUCCUGUUGUGCAAGGGGUGGGUGGUAAGAUACCUUCCAACAUUAGGCAGAAGUAUCUCAAUAUCCUGAUGGACGAGUAUCUUAAACUCACUUCAACAGAGCAAGAGGCGUGUGAAAGAGCCGAAGACGAAGAAAAAUCUAUUUACUUCCGAAGUACAACGCGCGAUAUUUAUGCCAGUCAUGUAUCAAAUACCAUUAACAGACUCAGAAAAGCGUCACAAAUUAACAGAAAACUGAUGUCUGCGAAAAUAUGCAGAAAAAAUGAAAAUGCAACAGGUCAUGCUUCUUUGCUAAGAGGGACAGUUGACACAAAGGGAUCGAGGAGCAUUGAAAUAAGAAAACCAUCAGCGAGUGUAGUCAGUAAGACACUAUACGAAUCAUUAUCACAGUUUAUCAUGACUGAAGAACAACUGAAGCAAAAUGGAUUUCCUAGGAGCCAUGGUGAAGAGGAAGGUGUGGCAGUGAUUCAUAAUUUCUUUAAGAAGACAUUUCUUCCACAAAAACCUUCUGAGCGCUUGUGUGUUCGGUGCUCCAAGAAAUACUACGUGGAUGAUGAAGGUCUUGCGAUAGAACAAGGCCUGUGUGUGUACCAUUGGGGUCGACCUUUCCAGAGAAAAAUACGAGGUGGUUGGGAAUCUUUGUACAACUGCUGUCAAAGUCACAGGGACGCCAUUGGCUGUUCUGUUGGAAACUGUCAUGUAUCUGAGAACUUUGACCCUAAUCAUCUUGAAGGGUUUGUGAAAACAUUACCAAAAGACACUCUUCCAGAAGAUGACUAUAGCGUCUACGCACUAGAUUGUGAAAUGUGUUACACUACUGAGGGGCUGGAACUAACUCGCGUUUCAGUCAUUGACACAAACUUCAAUAUUGUUUUUGAAAGCCUUGUGAAACCUGAACGUACCAUCCUGGACUAUAACACCAGGUUUAGUGGAGUCAAAGAAAAUGACCUUAAAUAUGUGUCAACAAAUAUUUUUGAAGUUCAGUCUGUGUUACUUAGCUUUAUUCACGAUAAAACUAUUCUUAUCGGUCACAGUUUGGAGAGUGACUUUAAGGCUUUAAAGUUGAUUCACAAUACGGUGAUAGACACAAGUGUAGUUUAUCCUCAUAAAAUGGGUCUUCCAAAGAAGCGGGGAUUGAAGUCUUUGUGUAGAGAGUUUCUGCAGAAAAUUAUUCAAGAGAAUGUAGGUGGACAUGACAGCACCGAAGAUGCUUGUGCUGCCAUGGAACUUAUGCUUCUUAAAGUGAAGGAAGAUUCGAAGACAGCACUG